CCCUCGCGAUCAUCAUGCAACGCCUGGCCCCUGUGCCAGCCCAACCCUUCGUGCGCGUCCCCUCCACCUCUGAUCUGUCCCAUUAUUUUUCUCCCCAAUCCUCUUCUUCCGCGACGCCCCCCUUGAUCACUUCCGAUCCGAUUGGUCAUUGCAUCCGCGUUGAGCGCGCGCGCGCGCUGCCACCUCGCCGCAUGAGACCUGCCGCGCCGUGCGCCGCCGGUCGCCCUAGUAGCCGUCGCGAGCUGGAUGAGCCAGCAGCUACCGCGACGAUGAGGAUCACGGUGCGGACGCUGCGCGGGGAGCGGGUGGCGCUGGACGUCGACGGCGUCGCCACGGUGGCGCAGGUCAAGGGCAUGGUCGCGGCCAGGGAGGGCGUCGCGGCGGACAUGCAGCGGCUCUUCUUCGCCGGCCGGCACCUCGACGACGACGCACUGCCCGUCGCGCACUACGGCGUUCGGCACGGCUCCGUCGUCUUCCUCAGCCUCCGCCUCCGCGCCGAUUCCUCGCAGCAGGAGAUGCGUAACGUGCAAAUGCAGCCAGAACAACAACCUGUGACAGCGAGGCAACUGAUCGAUCAGCAACAGCAACAGCUGAUUGUUUUCGAUGGCGAUGGCCACCACGAGGCCGCGAGAGGCCGUGGCGGCGGCGAGGAGGCCAUCAUCAAGAGGAAGCCGGUGUCGCGGCGCUCGCUCCGGAAGAUCCUGUCGCGGCUGCACGUGGACGUGUGGACGGCCCAGCACGACGCCAAGUUCCUGGACCUGCUGCACCGGCACACGCGCGGCGGCGGCGGGGACAGGCGGUCCGUGGGCGACCUGACCGCGGACGACUGGCGCGCCAUCCGCGCCGAGCUUAACGCGGCGACGGCGUCCGCGUUCCCCGUCGACGAGCUGCAGCGGCGGCUGGCCGAGUUCCGGCGCGAGUUCAACGCCGUGAGCCGGAUCAAGGAGCACCACCGGUUCAGCUACGACGCGCGCCGCCGGGUCGUCGUUGCCACGGAGGCCGAGUGGAAGCGCUACGUACUGGAGAACCCGGGGGCGGUGGCGUACGAAGGGAAGAGCCCGCACUUCGGUCGCCUCCGUGCGAUCUUCUCCGGCGUUGGCGUCGGUGGUGCGGAGAUGCGUGGCGCGCGCGGCGUGGCCAAGCAGUGCCGAGAGUCCCGGGCGAAGAGAUGCCUGGGCAAACUGCUGCGAAGCUUUGGGCUCCGAUGUAAGUUGUAAAUAUAUUUUGGACACGGUAAGUGGUGUUGUGUUAACACUUGGGCCAACCCAAAUCGUAUGUACUAGCAUGGAGAGGCACAAUUCCAGUCAGCUCGAAGUUUUUCCUUC
Setaria italica (foxtail millet) is the source of this 1325-nucleotide messenger RNA. RefSeq lists its product as uncharacterized. The transcript has 3 exons. Gene Ontology annotation, molecular function: protein binding. NCBI's taxonomy places the organism in Eukaryota, Viridiplantae, Streptophyta, Magnoliopsida, Poales, Poaceae. The coding region runs from base 15 to 1217 and encodes 400 amino acids. The record is from RefSeq and is a predicted model, not a curated record.